This is a messenger RNA of Caenorhabditis briggsae, 1056 nucleotides long. Bases 1 to 1056 code for a protein of 351 amino acids. Lineage: Eukaryota; Metazoa; Nematoda; Chromadorea; Rhabditida; Rhabditidae. The transcript has 4 exons. The record is from RefSeq and is a predicted model, not a curated record.
AUGCCGCCAUUGGAAGCAGGCUAUGAUGAGUCGAUCAACAAUUCGAAGGAUUCUGUGGACGAUCAUAGAUGGAACAAGAUCUUUCCGAAUUGUGUCGCCGAUAGUAACAUGUCCGCGGCCUUCAUGAAAAGAGCAAUAUACGUGGCGUUUUCUGUAAUUCUUCAUCGCCGAAAAAUUCUUCCAGCGGAAUUUUUCUCGAAGAAUUACAUUACAAGCAAAAUGAGUUGCUUUACGUUGUGCUUCAAGAAUGUGAAGUCCUAUGCCAUUUCUCAGUGGCUCAAAGCGUGUGGAGAUGCUUUACAGAAGAAACAUCUGAAAGAACUUUGCCUGGUGGUCACUAAGAAAGAAGGCGAAGUUGAAGCAGUGGAAACAUAUUCGCUGAAAUUUUGCUACUACGAAGAUGGAAGAGUCGCCGCCGAUCUAGGAACGAGAUACAAUGAGGAGCCCUCUACCCCGUUCGAAAAGUUGACCGAACUAGAGUAUAAAGGCACUGGUUCAGUUAGAGAUCAGCUUGUUUUACUUGUCCGCAGUAUUAUUUAUAUCACACAAAAAGUUCUCAAGCCUUUGCCACCCGAUUUCGCUGUCAAUUUUCGUAUAGAAUACGCAGAGGGUACUCCUGAUGAUUUCAAAGUCGACGGUUUCGCUGAUACGAGCAAAUUCUACACAUUGCCAGAGGAUAUUCAAUCAGCAACACUCGGACAUCUUCGUCCAGGACAUCAUGGAGCUUUUAUGGAUUGUUCCAGCAAGUACAUGGAAGAUGCAUAUAAGGCCGAAUUGGAUCUGAAACGUCAUCUGGAUGAAAUAGCUUCAGCUCUUGGGUAUGAUUCGAACGAAUCGAUUUAUCAAACGAUGGAGACCGGGAACGUAUCAAAGGAUUCGAAACAAAAUAUCACUCCAGAGAAAACCAAAGAAGUAGAAUCACCAGAAGCAGUUCCGAUGAAACCAGGUGAAAGUCCUAUAGUGGCCCCAAAAAAGACGCGUGCAUCCGGCAGAUCUAAAGGCCAUGUUAACGAUUCUCAGCAAUCCCCGUACAGCAAGACUCGCUCCCGAAAGUGA